GCAUGACGUCUGAUGUAAAGGAAAACACACAGGAAAAAAAAGAAACACAUUCAGAGGCGAGCUAGCGAGCAAAGUUCGUAAGAUUUGCGGAUGUAUUCGUAAAGAUUCAUGUACUCUAACCACCACCAGAACGGUAGGAUAAACUACAGCUACACACACAACUCCAGGAGUCGUUUUGAGCUGCAGCAUUUUAACACCAAUGAAGACCAAGCUACAAUAAAUAAAAAACUUCCAAAGGAACUGAUAUUGAGAGUAUUUUCAUUUCUGGAUGUAGUCUCGUUAUGUAGAUGUGCUAGAGUUUCAAAGCUAUGGAAUGUGUUAGCUUUAGAUGGGAGCAAUUGGCAGAGGGUGGACCUAUUUGAUUUUCAAACAGACAUAGAGGAAUAUGUAGUUUCAAAUUUAUCAAAGAGAUGUGGUGGAUUUUUAAAGAAGUUGAGUUUACGAGGGUGUAAAAGUGUAGGAGACUAUGCUCUAAGAAUUUUUGCCCAGAAUUGUAGGAACAUAGAGGAUUUAGUUUUAGAAGAUUGUAAAAAAAUAACAGACAGCACAUGCAUUAGUCUAAGCACAUACUGCUCAAGGCUAUCUUUACUUAAUGUUUCAUCCUGUGGCCAAGUCACAGACAACUCUUUAAAUGCUUUGAGUAAGGGCUGUUCUAAGCUUCACCAUCUCAACAUCUCAUGGUGCUGUCAGAUCUCGACUCAGGGCCUCAAGCUAUUGGCCCAGGGAUGUCGGCAACUUAUCACAUUUAUUGCUAAAGGCUGUGCCCUGCUGACAGAUGAGGGUUUGCUGCAUUUAACUAAAAGCUGCACUCAACUGCAAGUUAUCAACAUUCAUAGCUGUGAGAACGUACGUAAUGCAGGCGUAGAGCAAAUUAGCAAGUAUUGUAAGGACCUGCGGUUCCUCUGUGUGUCUGGGUGUAUCCAACUGACGGACGUAGCACUACAACACCUUGGAGCAGGCUGUCCUGAACUCAGGACGCUAGAGGUUGCGCAGUGCUCCCAGUUUACAGAUGCGGGUUUCCAAGCGCUGUGUAGGGGAUGCCAUAACUUGCAAAGGAUGGAUCUGGAGGAAUGCGUCCUUAUCACAGACUCAACCCUAAAUCAUUUGUCGCUUUGGUGUAGCGGACUUCAAAAACUGAGUUUAUCUCACUGCGAGCUGAUCACCGAUGACGGGAUUCAUCAAUUGGGAGCAAGUCCCUGUGCCACCGAGCACCUGGAGUUCCUUGAGUUGGACAACUGUCCCCUCAUCACCGACAACGCCCUCGACUAUCUCGUGCAAUGUCACCAGCUGAAGAGAAUAGAACUUUACGAUUGCCAAUUGAUCACCAGAACCGGUAUACGUAAACUCCAGGCGCAGUUACCUGACGUCAAAGUCCAUGCGUACUUCGCUCCUGUCACCCCUCCCCCCAGCGUAGGCGGAGGGCGCCAACGGAUGUGUCGUUGCUGUGUUGUGCUAUAGCGUCAUGUCAUGUAUAGCUCCAGUUCAUUUAGACUCGUAUCUCGCGUUAGGUAGGUUAGUAAAAUGUACAUAGAUUACUGACAGAUACUGUAGAUACUUCUUGCGGGCAAAUUGUUUCGGAUCGGUAUGAUGUUUAGUAUGACUGGGACGCGCACCCGACACGGUCCCGACACAUUGUUUGUAUGGUCCCGAAAUGCUCACGAGAAUAUUCCGAUGCACCUCGACAAGUCGUUGGUAGCGACACUGCAUUAUUCUCUUACUCGUUUGGAUCUGCACGUCGCUUUUAAAUUAUAAUAUCAAAUAUUUGGGUUAUUAAAUGUCAUUUUAGGGAUGACUAAGUGUCAUCUUAGGGAUGAUUUUUUUUAUGCAAAUUCCUUUUUUUUUCGCAUCCGUUUUUCAAGUGAGAUAGAUAAUUUAUUUAGAUUUAUUUGUAAAUAUUUUAAAUUAAGUAUUUUCCCAACAUCUGUUUUGCCCCCAAUUCAGUGUCCAUAUAAGCCCCAUUACCCUAGGAAGCCAUCGCAAGAGAGUUUUCGAUCUUGUCACGUGAUUGUCGAUCUGUGAUUGGUGGAGAUCCUGCUGGACAGGAAAAGUCACGUUCUCAUGUCUUUCCAACUUUCCCCAGACUUGCUAUACAUCUAACAUGGUAUUUUAUAUUCACUAAUUGAAAUUCAACUAUUAUUGAUAACACGAGGACAUCUUUCCCACAGGAGUUAAUCGUAUAUUCUCACUUGCCUGAUAUUUGCCUUGCCUUCACGCCACGCUUGGAAGCACUGCUUAAUGGUCACGUUAUUUUUCAGUCAUGCGCCUUGUAUGCCUGGUCACGUUCUAACAUCGUCUGGCUGGGUUGCCAAGCUUUUAUUAUUUAUUGGUCGUUAGAUAUUUUUGUGCUUAUCUUUGCAGUCUCAACUAAUCGUGAUUGAAAUCUAAUAUGAUGUACCUUGCAAAGCCAAAAUGUGCAAAGACACAUACUUGCUUUGUUGGUCAGGGAGACUGGAUUUUGUUGUGUAUGUAUAAUAGAUAUAAGGCAGCGCUCUUAAACAAUCCGUCACUGAGAGCGCUUGUUAUUAACAAAGAGUCAUUUUAUUGAUUUGGAGGAGAGAUGAGUUAUGCAAGUUAUGGUAAAUUAAGAAAGGAUUUGAUUCAUGACAUACAAAAUAUUUUUAUAGAAAUUUCUAACCUCUAAAUUGACAAAUUUUUGUUAAUCGUUGUAAUAAGAGUUUUUUUUCGCAUUACAAACCGUUACAUCUGUGCUGUUAUGUAAAGCCCUAAGAUUAUUUUCAGCCUCGUACCCAGUCCCUCAACGCUUGUGCCUGGUAAAGAGAGUGCUGGUGAAGAUUGUGGAGGCUCUUUAACGGAAAUUGGUUUCAUCCCUACUACCUCAAGGGUCUUGCGAAUGAAUGGAGAUGAGGGUAAUUUUCUUCAGGCCUUGUUACCAGUGUUACUUUCGAUCUGGCCGUGUUGCGAGGUGCUGGUACCGAGGUGGCUUAGUUAUUCGGUACAUGUACUGUAUCAAGGGAGCAUAAAUAUUUAUGUUCUCUUGACUGUAUAGUAAGCUGUUAUUGGUAUAUCAAUUGUAAUUUGGAUGUCGUGUUUGAAUAUCAAGUAAUAAAAAAGUUAAUUUACAA
Nematostella vectensis (starlet sea anemone) is the source of this 3083-nucleotide messenger RNA. RefSeq names its product F-box/LRR-repeat protein 2. Bases 109 to 1458 code for a protein of 449 amino acids. The transcript has 16 exons. Gene Ontology annotation, molecular function: protein binding. Lineage: Eukaryota; Metazoa; Cnidaria; Anthozoa; Actiniaria; Edwardsiidae. Gene Ontology annotation, cellular component: SCF ubiquitin ligase complex. The record is from RefSeq and is a predicted model, not a curated record. Gene Ontology annotation, biological process: SCF-dependent proteasomal ubiquitin-dependent protein catabolic process.